UAACACCUCCGCAUAGGCCAGGGCCUGUUGGCGUGAACAUCCCUGACAGUUUUCACGUCUAGGUAGCUCGACGUAAUGACGUGAGAUACAGGAGUCAUGAAGUAAAUAUCCGCAUUGCAUACACACACAACAGGAAAACGCGAGAAAAAGAUGGUUUACGUGUCUAAUGGCCAGGUCCUGGACAGCAGCACCCAGUCACCAUGGAGACUGUCCUUCCUGAAGGACUUGUUUUGGGGUGCAGUUGAAUUUAUUGGUUUAUUCUUUCAGUCACUGGUUCAGCCAGAUUUAUCAAAGGAUGCAAAAAGUGGUUCAUCCCGCUUCAGUGAUGGCAGAGGCCCACCAGGUGUCCCUGGUGGCCGGAGGCGAAUGGGGAGGAUAAAUCACGGUGGGGGCCCCAGCGCUCCCCCUAUGGGUGGAGGAGGAUGAGGAAGGUAA
Molecule: messenger RNA, 435 nt
Organism: Clupea harengus (Atlantic herring)
Lineage: Eukaryota; Metazoa; Chordata; Actinopteri; Clupeiformes; Clupeidae
Gene: selenok
Product: selenoprotein K
Biological process (GO): calcium ion transport; endoplasmic reticulum calcium ion homeostasis
Cellular component (GO): endoplasmic reticulum membrane; Golgi apparatus
Source: RefSeq, a predicted model, not a curated record